Vollenhovia emeryi is the source of this 2010-nucleotide messenger RNA. RefSeq lists its product as uncharacterized. The coding region runs from base 35 to 1177 and encodes 380 amino acids. The transcript is spliced from 6 exons. Lineage: Eukaryota; Metazoa; Arthropoda; Insecta; Hymenoptera; Formicidae. The record is from RefSeq and is a predicted model, not a curated record.
AGAUGUCUUUUAGACAUGCGUGCUGUAUGGGUACAUGGCUUCGUGCGACACACAAAUGGAUGACACAAGAUAUAUCGUUGCGGAAUUUAAAGACGGCCUUCAGUUGAUCCCUGCAUUAUGGUUCAACGGCGAUACGUCUACAAGUAUUUGGCCUAGCCAUUUAAAGACAAAACAACGUAUAAAUAAAGCUAUAAUGACAAGAGAGGUUCCUAAAGAACACACCGAUUGGGAAGAGCUGCCAGUGAAUAAAGUUUUCGGCACGGCAAGUAAUUAUGCAGAAGGUUUGCAGAAAUUAUGUCUUGCAGAAGAUACAUCAAAUGUUGAUGAAACGGGUAUGUCAUCAUCUGAAAUACGAGAACGCGAAAAACAGAGAAGGCGUAAAAAAGCCAAAAGACGUUUAUCAUCUUCUGGAGAUGAAUCAUAUUCUGAUAAAGAAAAUGAUACUCGAUACAAACUGCCUGUUCUUCCCAAAAAACAACAGUUUGUAUCGACAAAAUGUCAUGAGAUAUUGAGGACAUCUGAAGAAGAUACCAGCAAUAUAUUCGAGAACGCGUUAUUUAAUAAUGGCAGAGAUAAUAGUAAGAACAAGGCAAGUGUUAAAAAAAAUGGUAACAAAUCGUUUACACAAACUACAGUCUCACCUAUUGAAGAUCAUGUCCUCUGUACUGAUGAAUCGAAGACAGCAAUGUUUAGCAAAUUAAAUAGAAUAUUAUAUAAAUUAGAUAGCAUUGAAAAUAAGGUCGAUAUAUGCACGGCGAAGUUACAAUCUGCAAAUAAAACAUACAAUGAACAAAGAAGCGACAUUCGAUUACCGAUACGUACAUUAUCACAGUUAACAUUGUUUGAAGAACAAUUGCAAGACGUAACAUUCAAGGAAGAUGUGCUUCACACAUUUCAACUCAUUGGAGGACAUAAUGUGCAUGUCAUGCUACGAAAUGUAUUAAAAACAGCAAUUGCAGAUACUUUAGUUACACAAUUUAAUUGGAAUGGCAGGAAAAAUAAGAGAUGUUUCAAAGACUUAGAAGUUACAAAACUUAUUAUACAAGCUAUUCGUAUAUCCUAUACCGCAACAACAGAUAAAGAUAUUGCAGAAUAUGUAUCUAAAUGGUUAGCACAAGCGUCUGUGCGUAUUGCAAGGCUAAAAGAAGGAGAAAAGGAAUCUCAUGAUGAUAAAUAACACAGGCAUAUAUUAUCUAUUAUAUAUCUACAUAGUUCUUUCGUAUGUGUUCACUACUUCCUAUAUAUGUUCAUUCGCACAUUUUUCUUUUGUUGUACUACGAAAGCAGAUACAUUUUAUGUUUUUACUUUAUACAUGUACAACGUGAGUACGUUAAUAAAGGGUAAUAACCGUUUAGCACACGAGAGGCCAGUAAGCAAUUGUAAUAUCUAUGCGCGGCGCAGACAACACUGCGUACCGACCACUCGUAUGGUAAACAGUUGUAACACUUUUGACGUACUCACCUUGUAAUUUAUUACAUUUAGUACUCAAACAGUUUCUGCUUUCCUAUUUAAACGUAAUUUUUGUUCUAUAUUUCUAUUUUAUUUUAUGUAUCACUUUGCAUAUUUUGUAUGACCAAAGAAGGCAAUUUUUGUUUUAUAUGUAUCCUUCGUUAUAUUUACCCAAACAACACAGAAGCUUACAGUAACAUUGUAACAAUGUUAUUAUAACGUAAUAACGUUGUUAUAAUGUUACUGCAUGCCUGCAGUAACUUCUGGUAUUGUGUGAGUAUAUAUACUGCUUUUCGAUUUAAACACGACUUAUUGUUCUAUACUAUUUUAUAUUUAAUUUUGCAUUGUUGCGCAACCAAAGAGAAGGCAAUUUGUUUUUGUUUUAUAUAUAAUAUAUAGAGACGAGUAUUUCAUUUUUGUUUAUAUACAUUGUUUAUAACAUGUUGCGUACAGCAUUGAUAGACGUUUUAUACCUGUAUAUGGGUCUAUGUACAAUAUAUGCAGUAUUGCAUGUCUUCGCAUAUUGCUGAUAUUCAACCAAUAAUUAAAGAGUAAGCUUUA